AUGGCGAACCCGGCCGGUCCUCCCCUGGACGAGAUCCAAUGGAGCUCUCCCUUCAUCGCGGCCGGCAUGCAGGGCAUACACUCCAACAGCGUCCUCUUCUACUUUGCCGAGUCGCCCUUCUUCGACCGCCAGUCCAACAACGCCGUGAUUACGAACCAGGCCAUGUUCAACCCGGCCCUUCUCAGGAACCUGUCCACCCGCGAGGCCUUCGAGGGCGAGCUCGACAAGAUGACGGGGCUGGAGUUCCGCGUCCUCCAUGCGCCUGCCGACAUGGUCACGGGCACGGGCGUGUGGGUGAUUGUGAAGCAGAUGCGGCAGAAGAACCCGGAGAGGAACAGGAUAGAGACGAAGCCGUUAGCGUACUACUUUGUCUGCAACGAGAACAUCUACCAGGCGCCCACAUUGGGUGACAUCCUGAGCUCCAAAAUCGAAACGAUAGCAGAUUCGAUGCGCAAAGUCUUGCCCGCCGCCGACAGCGUGCGAAAGUGGACGCCUUCCCUGGGCCACGUCUACACGCAACCCACGACCAACCUCUCCAAUAACAAGGAAGACGCGGCAGCCAGCACGCCGAUGCCCGACGGCGGCAGCACCUCCAGCGGGGCCGCCGCAAAGUCUACGAAGAACAAGAAGGAAACCGAGGCCGCCGCGCUGGACAGGCUCGCAGAGGAAUCCUUCGCGAUCCACAUGCGCCACGGCGGGGACUACUUUGACGAGAACCCCAUCACGGGCAGACCCGGCGACUUCCACUUUGCGAGCACGGGGCGCAAGGACAACAGCAAGAUCGUGCCGCCGCCGCCGCCGGUGGCGGCCCAAAAGCCGCAGAAGCCUGGCAUCAACACGAAGCUGGCGGAGGAGGCGAAGAAGGACGGCAAGGGGGAGAAGAGCCCCAAGACGCCGAGCAUGCCGAAGCCCAAGAGGAAGAAGAGCAAGAUUGCGACGCCGGGUACGACGCCUGCUCCGUCAUAG
Messenger RNA from Colletotrichum chrysophilum, 966 nucleotides. RefSeq lists its product as uncharacterized. The record is from RefSeq and is a predicted model, not a curated record. Gene Ontology annotation, biological process: regulation of transcription by RNA polymerase II. The transcript has 2 exons. Gene Ontology annotation, molecular function: transcription coactivator activity. Gene Ontology annotation, cellular component: core mediator complex; mediator complex. Lineage: Eukaryota; Fungi; Ascomycota; Sordariomycetes; Glomerellales; Glomerellaceae. The coding region runs from base 1 to 966 and encodes 321 amino acids.